This is a messenger RNA of Ostertagia ostertagi, 375 nucleotides long. The record is from the annotation of a GenBank genome assembly. Lineage: Eukaryota; Metazoa; Nematoda; Chromadorea; Rhabditida; Trichostrongylidae.
AUGACACAUGUAUGUACUUGUACAAAAAUUAGGUCGUGGCUCGACAGGCGCUCGGCGAGCUCUCGAAGCAAAUCACCAGCAUCGAGUCGUCCUUAUCAGGAGCUGCCGGCUAUCGAUGAGAGUCGAGCUGAAGACUUGCGAGGGCAGCGACAACUUCUACAAAAGGAGGUGGAGGAAUUAAGAGAGCAGUGUCGGAUGGCGGAAAAGUUUGCUGAAACUGAAGGUGCACUUGAAAGAAAGAACGCACAAAGGGAAGAAGUAAGGCAAGAAUUGGACGCAUUGAUUGAGAAGCACUCUAACACCUUAACUCUCGAGUUCGGAAGCGUUCCCGAUGGCCCUUGGAGGUACGUAUGUGUUUUUUUGCUACGUUUAUGA